AUGUCGGUUCCUCAGUUAACUCGCGAUCUCGAAGCUCCUCUGCAAGGCCCGGUGGACGAUGCUGACAGGCUUGCGGAGUGGCCAGAGCUGGUAGGGUUGGAGGAUCUGCUGCUGGACAACGGUCAGUUGCCAUCGCAUCGUGCGGAUCGUCCGUGUCCGCAAGAACUUCACAUAUUUCCCGAAGAUGUCUCGCAGGAGCUGCUACAGAUCAUCAACCAGCCGUUGGAGACGGAUCGGCCUUCAAAGGGUUCUUUAGGCUCACACCGCGAGAACGAUGGCGGACGGUCACCUCCGCCGUCAUCAUCGUAUCCUCAUGGUACUACGCCGGCUCGGACACAGGCACCUGCGGUAAAGGAUCACGCUCGAGACAUGCCCCCAGAGCAGUGUCUAUCGCCUGAAUCUACUUCGCCAGGCCCAUCGUUUGGUCGUAUGGGCGUCAAAACAUCGAAAGAGACGAAGAACCUCAAGCUUCGACUGAUGGAGCGCAAUAGCUUUCGGGAAUGCGCAAGUUGCUUUGUUGAACUCCUGGACAAGAAUCUGGUUCCUUUGGGAUGUUUACACAAGUACUGUCUAGCAUGCUUCUCCGGCAUGAUAGAAACAGCCAUGAAGAACGAGAGCAAGUUCCCUCCCAAAUGCUGCCUCGAAGACAUCCCUACGAAGUUAAUCCUACACAACGUCGACGCUGUACUUCGGGAAGAAUAUAAGUUAAAGGUACAGGAGUACGCCAUCCCGCGAACAAGCCGGUGGUACUGCCCUUCGCCGAACUGCGGGAAAUGGAUACCUCCAAAGAAAAUAAAGCUGGAUGAUUCCACUCAGAAAUGUCCGAUAUGCAAGCAGUCGAUAUGUACCGCCUGCCAAAGAGCAGCACACCAAAGCCACGAACAUUGUCCACAGGCCCCUUACCCCGAAAGAAUAGAUAGUAUUGCGUCUAAUGGCUGGAGACGCUGUUACAAGUGCCAGGCGAUGGUAGACCUGACAGCUGACGCUGGUUGCUACUGCGGCGCUAGGGGUGGUACAUGUGGCUGCGCCCACUCGGGCCAACAUGGAGCAAAACCCAGAGCGGACUCUGAGACAAUACACAGUGAAAGGGCCCGACUCGCCGCAAUUAUUGCGGAAAAUGAGCGCACUGAACGACGAGAAGUCGAAGAGCGAAUGCGAAAGGAGAACGCCCAAAAGCUUCAGGACGAGGAAGGACAAAGGAGACAAGAUGAAGGGCGACGCCGAGUGCAGCACGACAAAGAAAUAAAGCGCCUAAUAUCUAUAGCCAACCAAAUCCAGAGGCUGCAAGGAGAGCUGGCUAAGAUAAACAAGAUUCAACAGUCUAUGAUCAUCAAUAGACAUCAGGAUAGCGCCCAGCGGAUCCAGCUUGCUGCCGCUUCAAAACAGGUAGACUUUGACCAGAUGCGAGUAAAACUCGAAAAGGCCUACGAAUCGAACUUCAAGCUUCGCAAAAGAGCCUUGGAGGCUGAACAGUCCGCCAGAAGUCUCGAGCUCCUUACUCGACAGGAAGAGGAUGAAGAUGACAAUUUUGUCCAGAUGCAACGACAUUUGAAGGGUAAGCCUAACCGGGAAGAACGCGAAAAGGUGAUACUAGACAAAUUAAACGCUUCACAUAAGCGGGAGCAAGACACACUGGAUAAAACCCACAAGGACCAAAUUGGUGAACUGGAAUAUCACGGCAGCUUGGAGUCUUCAGCACUUCAAAGCGGCAUCAUGAAGAAGCUGGGGGAUUUACAACGCGAAACAAACUAUACCCUCUACGAGCUAAGUUCUACGGUAAUUUCGGACCGCCGCUGGUUCAAAAUCGCCAUUGAGAAACGAUACGGUCUCCUCGAAGAGCAUCGGAUGGUUCUGAUCAAUGGCCCCGAUGCCGUCAAGGAUACAGCAACUUCUAGUAGAUACUCGUCCGCGAACAACUCCAGCCAUUCAGGCACGACACAAUCAUUUACAAGCGGCAGAGAAACGCCCCAGUCGCCCCUAUCACCACCCCCAAUUCUGACUGAGUUUGGAUAUAAACGCUCUGGCUCCGAUGCCCUUAAGACCAGCGGUGGUGUAUCUCCAAGGAGCCCAUCGUUAGGUAUGCCGAAGAAUGGACUAAGACAUAUGUCGAGCCAGUCGCAGCUUGUGUAUCGAUGA
This is a messenger RNA of Microsporum canis CBS 113480, 2136 nucleotides long. Its product is annotated as IBR domain-containing protein. The coding region runs from base 1 to 2136 and encodes 711 amino acids. Gene Ontology annotation, biological process: protein polyubiquitination; ubiquitin-dependent protein catabolic process; positive regulation of proteasomal ubiquitin-dependent protein catabolic process. Gene Ontology annotation, molecular function: ubiquitin protein ligase activity; zinc ion binding; ubiquitin conjugating enzyme binding. Gene Ontology annotation, cellular component: cytoplasm; ubiquitin ligase complex. Lineage: Eukaryota; Fungi; Ascomycota; Eurotiomycetes; Onygenales; Arthrodermataceae. The record is from RefSeq and is a predicted model, not a curated record. The transcript is spliced from 3 exons.